Messenger RNA from Caenorhabditis elegans, 826 nucleotides. It is a transcript of the gene Y53F4B.43, whose product is annotated as DUF4325 domain-containing protein. NCBI's taxonomy places the organism in Eukaryota, Metazoa, Nematoda, Chromadorea, Rhabditida, Rhabditidae. The record is from RefSeq and is marked reviewed. The coding region runs from base 61 to 426 and encodes 121 amino acids. The transcript is spliced from 4 exons.
AUUUACUUGUUCGCAGGUCUCGUCAUUUCAUUUGUCUCAUUGUGCAACAGAUAGACGGCCAUGCAAAUCGAUAUGCUCAAAGGACCAAUUGAUAAUCCUGUGCUUAUCAACAAGGUUUUCGGAAAUAGAGCAAUUGUCAGCGUUAUUUUGGAAAAUGUGUCAAAUCAAAUGGAACCUCUGUUGGGGUUAAGGAUGAUCAACAAAUUGUUCAACACAGAAGUUUUGCACAAAAUACGAAGUGCUCAUCGGGAAAUCCAAAUCCACAACUUCCAGGCUUGUGUCGAGCGGGUAAUCUAUCCUUUUGACAGACCAAUAACCCCUCCACCACCUCUACCAGAAAAUUAUGAAAGACCUCCAUGUACCUGUACAUUGAAUAUAAAUGCACACAAGACAGAUAUGAGCAAAGUGAAACGAUUAUUCGAGUAAUUGGAAACCAACAUUAAAGAUAUCUCGGAUUACGUAACACUUGACGACGUCACACAUGAUGAGGACAUUAAGUAAACGUCACAGGCUGAACCCAAUAUAAUUUUCAGAAAAUUCUGGAACCUUCUAGAAUUUUGGAGAAACUUCCAGAAAAUUCUGAUGACGUCACAAUCACUGGCGUAACAAAAAAUAAGUCACAGAUUAUGACGUCACAUAUGAUGACACCUAUAUAGUCUCACAUUCGGAAAAAAAUAGGUGAUGACGCCAAAUAUAUCAGCGUCACAGAAUGUGACGUCAUAGGCUCCGCCCAUUACAGUAAAAGAAACUUCUGGAAUCUUCCAGAAGUUGCAGAAAAAGAAGAGAAUGUUCCAAUAACGUCACAAAAGAUGACGUCACUGAUAAA